CUACACCAGGGCACUUGUGCACGGCCCUUACAGCCCCUUCGUAGCGCCCUAGGUGUGCUUCUGAGGGCGAUUUGUACUCGGGCGCAGGGAAGAGGCAGGCGGAUGAUAUGGCAGCUUUAUGAGCGACCAGGUGGAACUCGCUUUGUGUUGGAUUCGAAUCGACAUGACGUCAGUUUAACAAGCGGAGAAAAUAAGAAUUAUAAUAAUAUCAGUCAACAGAUCGAGUUGAAAUAAAAAUGAUUUAUUUGAUCCUGAUCUCGGCGUUCGCGGGGGCGGUGGUGACGCUGCUCCUGCAGCUCGCGGUGCUGUACCGGAGGAGCCCGGAGCCCGUGGCGCGGACCGUGCAGUACGUCAAAGCGGUGCCUGAUCCGGCACUCAGGGAUUACUUUACAAAUCCGCAGCCGACGGACGGUGCGUGUGCCGGGCCUCUUCCUUCCCCUCCUCCUUCUUCACCUUCUCCUCCUCAUCUUCUUUCUUCAUCUUCUGGACAGUCUGAACCGGAGACGUGCGGCUUCCUAAACGCGAUCUUCCUGUUCCUGUUCCGCGAGCUGCGCGACACGCCGCUGGUGCGCCACUGGAUCACCAAGAAGAUCCGCGUGGAGUUCGAGGAGCUGCUGCAGACCAAGACGGCGGGCCGCCUGUUGGAAGGGCUGAGCCUGCGCGACGUGUCGCUCGGGGACUCCGUGCCCGUGUUCAAGACGGCGCGCCUGGUCCGGCCCGUGCGCCUGGACGACGGCGGCAUGCCCGACGAGCUCGGCUUCGAGGUGGACCUGGAGUACGCCGGCGGCUUCCACCUGGCCGUCGACGUCGACCUGGUGUUCGGCAAGUCCGCCUACCUGUUCGUGAAGAUGCGGCGCGUGGCCGGGCGCCUGCGCCUGCGCUUCAGCCGGCUGCCCUUCACGCACUGGUCGUUCGCCUUCGUCGAGGACCCGCUGGUCGACUUCGAGGUCAAGUCGCAGUUCGAGGGCCGGCCGCUGCCUCAGCUCACCUCCAUCAUCGUCAACCAGCUCAAGAGGGUCAUCAAGAAGAAGCACACGCUGCCCAACUACAAGAUCAGGUACAAGCCGUUCUUUCCGUUCCAAGUGCAGCCGAUGCCUGAGCCAGACUUCUCAGUCCAAGACGAGCGGUUGGUGGAGGGACGCCUCCGUGUGACACUUGUUGAAUGUAGCAGGCUCUUUAUUCUGGGCUCGUACGAGCGCGAGACCUACAUCCACUGCACUAUUGAGCUCAGCAGCCACGAGUGGCAGGAAAAACCUCGCAGCUCCAUCAAGAAGACUGAGGUCAUUAAGGGUCCAAAUGGUAGCGUGGGAAUGACGUUUCGACACGUCCCAGCAACUGAAGGUGAUGUGGUACAUGUAAGCAUUGAGACGGUGACUCCCAACUCCCCUGCUGCCCAGGCUGACCUGCAAAAAGGAGAUCGCUUAAUUGCAAUCGGAGGAGUCAAAGUGACAUCUUCCGUCCAAGUGCCAAAGCUGCUAAAGCAAGCUGGAGAUCGAGUGGUUGUCUUGUAUGAAAGACCAGUUAGACACCAGGUGCCUACCAUGAGCUUGGGACCCCUCCAAGACACCUUGGGACCCCUAGAAGAACCUGCAUACGCUGUGGCUGGGGGUUUUGAGGAGGACCCAGCCCACAUUACCACCAUGGACAUAACUGAUGGCAAAGACAAUGACUCAGAAUUUGAGGAACUGAUAGUGGAGCCCAAAUCAGCUGGAGCUCCAGUCAUUGCAGAAGCUAAAGAGGAUAAUUUACUCUCUGUAAACCAAAGUCCUAAAAAAACUGUGGCCAAUCUAGCCUCCAAGCCCCUGGGUACAAUCUCCCCAAUUCUCAAUCGCAAGCUCAACUUAGCUGGUCUGCAAUCGCCGCUAAAACCCCAGCCAAAAGAGUCACCAAAGCCCUCACCAAUCAAAAGUGCAGAAGCUUCAGAACCACCGCAGAGGCCAACAGUGCCCCCUCCUCCUCCACCUGUGCGCCCGCCUGUUCCACCUAGGCCCCAUAUAAAAGUAACAUCUCCUCCCACAUCCUGUGAAUCCCAAAAUGUGGACGUCACUGACUCUAUAGUCGAAAAAGCACCAGAAAAAUGUCCUCCAUCUGCAGGCAAUGGAGACAAACCUGCAUCUGAAAGAAGUCCAACAAAAAAUCCUGAGCCAAAGCCUGUUAGCAAACCUGUAGACCCCAUCGAAGAACUCCCAACUAACCCACUUAGCAGUAAGCAAGAUUUGGUCAAAGACAAAAUUGUUGAGAGUGCAUCUAACCUAAAAGACAGUAUGGAUGAGCAUGGUCUCUGGGAGUCAUCUGAAGCUAUGUUCCGAAACAGAUAUGGACGUUGGAGCAAGUCCUCAGUGGUCUUUGAUGUGGAAAGCAACCAUAAAUACCUUAAUGUAGCACUUUGGUGCAAGGACCCCUUUAAGCUAGGUAGUCUCAUAUGCUUGGGGCAUGUUAGCUUGCAUUUGGAGCAUAUAGCCCUGGAGUGUUUGUGUAUUUCAUCUGCGGAAUAUCAGAGCACCUUUCGUUUGUGUGCCCCAGAGCCGCGGGCCAGCGUUAGCCGAACGGCACUUCGUAGUCUUAGCACACACAAAGGCUUCAAUGAGAAGCUAUGCUAUGGAGACAUCACUCUAAACUUCACCUAUCUGGGAGAGGGAGACGCAGACCUAUCCAGUAGUGUUAUUGAAAGAGACGGGAGUUUACAAGAGGAAGAGCUAAAGGAACGUGAUCGAGAAAGGGACCAUGUACCGACAGUUACCCGAGAUGAUCUAAAUUACAGCUCAAUGCAGCUCGAGGUUCGACACAACUUUCAGGACACGCAGUUUCAGAAUCCCACCUGGUGCGAUUACUGCAAAAAGAAGGUUUGGACCAAGGCUGCUUCACAGUGCAUCACCUGUGCCUACGUCUGCCACAAAAAGUGCCAGGAGAAGUGUCUUGCUGAGCAUCCUUUCUGCCUGGCAAUUACAGACCGGCGAAGCGCAGACCCUGAAGCAAAGUCCACCAUCAACCGGGCAACCACUGGUCUCACACGGCACAUCAUCAACACCAGCUCUCGUCUGCUCAACCUGAGGCAGGUUCCCAAAGCCAGACUGGUAGAACAAGCAGCAGAGGUUGGUCCUGGAGUGGCAGAACCUUCCCCAAAACAUACACCCAACACCUCAGACAAUGAGAGCAGUGACACCGAGACAUACACAGGGGCAAGUCCUUCCAAACAGCCACCAAGUGGCGGUGGCACAAAGCUUGCACGGAAAGAGGGAGGUUUAGAUGAUAGCGUAUUUAUUGCAGUGAAGGAGAUUGGGCGGGACCUCUACCGUGGCCUCCCUACAGAUGAGCGAUCGCAAAAGCUGGAACUGAUGCUGGAUAAGUUGCAGCAGGAGAUUGACCAAGAGCUGGAACACAACAACUCGUUGAUGACUGAAGAGAGGGAAGCAACUGAUGCACGCCGCAAAACCCUGAUCACUUCGGCUCUGGCCAAGUCAGGUGAACGGCUUCAAGCUUUGACUCUGCUGAUGAUUCACUACCGUGCUGGCAUAGAAGACCUAGAAUCCUUGGAGAGCACCUCGCCGUCUGAACAGCAUGGCUUCCCAAAGUCAAAAGUGGAGGUUCUGGAAGAGGAUCUGAUGGGUGCAGAAGUAUACGAUAGUGACGUUUGUAGCCCAGUAGAUGUAGGGAGUCUAAAUGAUAUUAGUGAGGAACAGAUCUGUGUGGAAGCAUUGCCACGUUAGGUAACAGAAAUGCAAAAGGAAAUUCAGACUGUGGGGUUUCUGGGGACUAUAUGUGACUGUUUGGCACUGGGAUCAACUAUAAAUGUGAGGUUUGCAAAAUAAGUUAUUUUACAAGAUAUCCAGAAAUGUAUGAAAAUGGUCAUUUGGGGGAAUUUUUUUGUUGAGGUUGUCAGAUAAUUUUUUUCCCUUAUUUUUCCUUUUUUCUUAACAUGUCUCAACUGUGGUUCCAAUCCAGUCAGUAUGGUGUAUCAAUGCAAUGUUUCGACUAUACUUUUCAGUCAGUAUUGGAGUUUUUCCGUAUUGAUGUUGAUCCGACCAAUCUUUCUUGCCUUGGCUGAAAGGAGAAGCACCACUUUGUGUAGUAAUAAAGACCCUUUCAAGGGUAGACUCCAUUUUGUAGCAUCAGUGUUAUUAGUAAGAUUUAAGGUUGAAGAAUCCCAGGACACCCUGCUUUCUUGUGAGCUUUGCACCUCUUUCGUUUUGACUGUUCGCUUCUAACCAGUGGGAUUUCGGCAAGUACUAGAAUGUAAACCUUUUUAUUGGUUCCAUGUGGAGCUCCACCCGACCUCCUGAAGUUUUGUAUUUUCCUUUUCAAAAUUUUAUGUCCUCCAAACUUGAGCACUUUGUAUUGUACUAAAUUUCUUGAAUUAUUCAAUUAUUCUAAAUAACUGAGUAGUUUAUUUAACUGCCAUUUCCUUUCAUACGUCUGUCUAUGUUAAAUUACAAGGGAAUUAUUAUAGAAAAAAGGUAAUCAUACCUUAUUUGGGGACCAUGGUAAUUUUCUUUUUUCUUUCCCCUAAUUUUGUUGUAUUCUAAUGCCAAACAAAUGUGACAAAUCACCACUGUUUUACAUCUUAUGUUGGAUAUCACAAGUAAUAAUAUAUUUUGAUGAAUUUU
Molecule: messenger RNA, 4604 nt
Organism: Clarias gariepinus (North African catfish)
Lineage: Eukaryota; Metazoa; Chordata; Actinopteri; Siluriformes; Clariidae
Gene: pdzd8
Product: PDZ domain containing 8
Exons: 5
Coding region: 237-3707 (1156 amino acids)
Biological process (GO): mitochondrial calcium ion homeostasis
Cellular component (GO): mitochondria-associated endoplasmic reticulum membrane contact site
Molecular function (GO): lipid binding; protein binding
Source: RefSeq, a predicted model, not a curated record